This is a messenger RNA of Capsella rubella, 2393 nucleotides long. RefSeq names its product exocyst complex component EXO70A1. Gene Ontology annotation, cellular component: exocyst. The coding region runs from base 178 to 2067 and encodes 629 amino acids. Gene Ontology annotation, biological process: exocytosis. The record is from RefSeq and is a predicted model, not a curated record. Lineage: Eukaryota; Viridiplantae; Streptophyta; Magnoliopsida; Brassicales; Brassicaceae. The transcript has a single exon. Gene Ontology annotation, molecular function: phosphatidylinositol-4,5-bisphosphate binding.
GACUCUUUUCCCAAAACAACCAAAAAAAAAACGAAUUUUGAUUUUUUUUAAAAAAUCAGAAACCAAACAUAUUUCUCACUGUAAUCUUCUCAUUCAUCACCUAAAUCUCAUUUCAAAAGAGGAAAAAAAAAAGACCUAAAUCGAUCGGAGAAGUCAAACAGCAAUCAGUUUCCGAUUAUGGCAACACUUGAUGAGAAUCAAGGCGAUGGUUCCGAUUUGGAGACGGCGGAGAAGAUAAUACUCCGGUGGGAUUCAACAACAUCUGAAGAAGCUAAAGAGAAUCUUAUUUUCCAAAGCGGUGAUCGUGAAGAAGUAGAUCGGUACUUACGAGCCGUGGACGAAGUUCAAAGACACAUCUCUUCCGUCUCAAUCUCCGAUGAAGUCAAAGCAGCUAGCUCGACGAUCCAAAUCGCCAUGGCUAGGCUCGAAGACGAGCUUAGAAGCAUCUUAAUCUCUCAGACUUCUACUUUCGAACCUGAUUCACUUCUUCUUGAUUCGUCCUUAGCUUCUACUUCCUCUUUCGCUUCUUCUUCUCGUACUGAGUUUGAAGAUGACAACAGCCUCACUGCUGCUUGUGAUGGUAAUAACGAAGAUGAUGAGCAACAACAGGUGGAUCUGGUUCUACCGGACGGUUCGGAUUCCGGUUCGAGCCGGUUAUCGAGGAGCAGGAGAAGCAAUAGCAAAUCCACAAGCAGUAUACGCGAGAUCGAUCUUGUAUCUCCUGAAGCUGUUUCUGAUCUGAGAUCGAUCGCUCAGAGGAUGAUCGGAGCUGGUUACUCUCGCGAGUGUGUUCAGGUAUACGGAAACGUUAGGAAAUCCGCCAUGGAAACGAUUUUUAAGCAGCUAGGGAUUGUGAAAUUAGGGAUUGGAGAUGUGCAGAGACUUGAUUGGGAAGCCGUUGAAGUGAAGAUCAGAAGAUGGAUCCGUGCGGCUAAGGUUUGCGUUAGAGUUGUGUUCGCUAGCGAGAAGAGACUCUGUGAGCAGAUAUUUGAAGGCACCAUGGAAGAGACUUGUUUCAUGGAGAUUGUCAAAGGCUCUGCUUUGCAGCUUUUCAAUUUCCCUGAAGCUAUAAGCAUUAGUAGAAGAUCACCUGAGAAGCUUUUCAAGAUUCUUGAUUUACAUGAUGCUUUAACUGAUUUGUUGCCUGAUAUGGAAGAGAUUUUCGAUUCGAGCUCGUCUGAAUCGAUUCUUGUUCAAGCUACAGAGAUUCAAUCAAGAUUAGCUGAAGCAGCAAGAGGUAUACUCACUGAGUUUGAGAAUGCGGUUUUUCGUGAGCCUUCGGUAGUUCCUGUCCCUGGAGGAACUAUACAUCCAUUGACAAGGUAUGUGAUGAACUACCUCAACUUGAUCUCUGACUAUAAGGAAACGUUGGUUGAUCUCAUCAUGACCAAACCAUGCCGAGGUUUGAAAUGUACCAAUGAUCCGAACAAUCCCGAUAUGGAUAUCUCUCAGCUAGAAGGAAUGUCGCCGUUGGCUUUGCAUAUGAUAUGGACUAUGGUGAUGCUACAGUUCAAUCUAGAAGAGAAGUCUCUGCACUACAAAGACGAACCUUUGUCCCACAUCUUCGUCAUGAACAAUGUCCAUUACAUAGUUCAGAAGGUCAAAAGCUCCCCGGAGCUAAUGGAGUUGAUUGGGGACAAGUAUUUAAGAAAGCUUACAGGGAUAUUUAGACAUGCAGCCACCAAGUAUCAGAGAGCUACUUGGGUUAGAGUUCUGAAUAGCUUGAGAGAUGAAGGGUUACAUGUGAGCGGAAGCUUCUCUUCGGGUGUAUCGAAAAGUGCUUUAAGAGAGAGGUUCAAAGCUUUCAAUACAAUGUUCGAAGAGGUUCACAGGAUUCAGUCGACCUGGUCAGUUCCAGAUACUCAGCUAAGAGAAGAACUCAGGAUAUCACUAUCAGAGCAUCUUAUCCCGGCUUAUAGAUCCUUUCUUGGAAGAUUCAGGGGGCAUAUAGAGAGUGGAAGACAUCCGGAGAACUACUUGAAAUACUCUGUUGAAAACCUUGAAACCGCUGUGUUAGAUUUCUUCGAAGGAUAUACUACAGCUCCACAUUUGAGACGGUCUCAGUGAAAGACGACGAAGAAGAAGAAGAAGAUUGAAAAACCCAUAAAAGCUUUCGUUUUUGGUUUCCCACAGUAGAAUUAGCCAUAUAAACCAUUCUUUGAAUUCUUUCCAUUUUCAUGUGGCAGUGUUCAGAUUGUUCUCCAGCUUCUGGUGAAUAGUCUCUCUCACUCUUUUGUACUUGUAAGCAUAAUUAUUUGUUGUGUGUUGUUUGUUUGUUGCCAAAUUUCAAUACUCCACUGUUGAUAUAAAUGUUUGAUUUUUUUUUUGUAUUUUGUGACUUUUGGUGUACUAGUUCCUUCAUAAAUGCAGUUUGAUUUCUUCUAUGAUAAUCA